Molecule: messenger RNA, 1212 nt
Organism: Panthera uncia (snow leopard)
Lineage: Eukaryota; Metazoa; Chordata; Mammalia; Carnivora; Felidae
Gene: KCNAB3
Product: potassium voltage-gated channel subfamily A regulatory beta subunit 3
Exons: 14
Coding region: 1-1212 (403 amino acids)
Biological process (GO): potassium ion transport; regulation of potassium ion transmembrane transport
Cellular component (GO): cytoplasm; membrane; voltage-gated potassium channel complex
Molecular function (GO): transmembrane transporter binding; voltage-gated potassium channel activity; potassium channel regulator activity
Source: RefSeq, a predicted model, not a curated record
AUGCAGGUGUCUAUCGCUUGUACCGAGCAGAACCUUCGCAGCCGGAGCAGUGAGGACCGUCUGUGUGGACCCCGGCCGGGCCCCGGGGGCGGUAACGGCGGGCCGGUCGGCGGGGGGCAUGGGAAUCCUCCAGGGGGAGGAGGGUCGGUCCCUAAGGCCCGGGCCGCACUGGUGCCCCGACCCCCAGCGCCCGCGGGGGCCCUCCGAGAGAGCACCGGCCGAGGCACUGGCAUGAAAUACAGGAACCUGGGAAAGUCUGGUCUUCGAGUAUCCUGUCUUGGCCUAGGCACCUGGGUCACAUUCGGUUCUCAAAUCUCGGAUGAGACAGCAGAGGACGUGCUGACAGUAGCCUAUGAGCAUGGUGUAAACCUGUUUGACACGGCUGAAGUGUAUGCAGCGGGAAAGGCUGAAAGAACCCUAGGCAACAUCCUCAAGAGCAAAGGAUGGAGGAGAUCAAGCUAUGUCGUCACCACCAAGAUUUUCUGGGGAGGACAGGCAGAGACCGAGCGAGGCCUGAGCCGCAAACACAUCAUUGAGGGCCUGCAAGGAUCCCUGGAGCGCCUCCAGUUGGGAUACGUGGACAUCGUCUUUGCCAACCGCUCAGACCCCAAUAGUCCCAUGGAGGAGAUCGUGCGGGCCAUGACCUAUGUCAUUGACCAGGGCCUUGCCCUGUACUGGGGGACAUCCCGAUGGGGAGCUGCAGAAAUCAUGGAGGCCUACUCCAUGGCCAGACAGUUCAAUCUGAUCCCUCCAGUGUGUGAGCAAGCGGAGCACCGUCUGUUUCAGAGAGAGAAGGUGCAGGUGCAACUGCCAGAGCUCUACCACAAGAUCGGUGUUGGCUCAGUCACCUUGUCCCCUUUGGCCUGUGGCCUCAUCACGAGCAAGUAUGAUGGGCGAGUCCCAGAUACCUGCAGGGCCAUCAAGGGCUACCAGUGGCUCAAGGACAAAGCGCAGAGUGAGGACGGCAAGAAGCAACAAGCCAAAGUCAUGGACCUUCUUCCCAUCGCCCACCAGCUGGGCUGCACUGUGGCACAGCUUGCUAUCGCGUGGUGUCUCCGCAGCGAGGGUGUCAGCUCGGUCUUGCUGGGGGUGUCAAGUGCAGAGCAGCUGAUAGAACACCUGGGAGCCGUACAGGUGCUGAGCCAGCUGACGCCGCAGACGGUGACGGAGAUAGACGGGCUUCUGGGGAACAAACCGCAUUCCAAGAAAUAG